Trichobilharzia szidati is the source of this 1856-nucleotide messenger RNA. Lineage: Eukaryota; Metazoa; Platyhelminthes; Trematoda; Strigeidida; Schistosomatidae. The record is from the annotation of a GenBank genome assembly.
UGGACAAUUCACGCUGCUGGCCUUGAAGGAACGUGGUGUUUCAAGUGCAAGUCACGAUGAGCAUUGGUGAUUUGGAGGAUGAUCAGAUUACAGGAGAAGGUUCAAAUCAGAGUGAAAAUGGAGACACAUCAAAUGAAAUGAUGGAAGUUGAUGAAUGCAACGUGAAGAAUGAAGUAUACAUUCCAGGUCGUUCACGACCUCUUGAGGAUGAUGAAGAGUUGAUUAUGGACAAAAGCGCCUACAGAAUGUUUUUCGAGCUAGAAGUGGAGUACUCCAGCCUUAGCUUCGAUAUUUUGACUGAUAAUAUGGGUUCUGAUCGUUGCGUUGAGGUUAAUGGUGGUGCUCACAGUGCUUGUAUGAUAGCUGGAACACAGGCAUCUCAAGGUAGUCAAAACAAACUCAUCGUUAUGAAGUUGUGCAACAUGAUUCCAUUCAAAAGAAAGGUUAGCCUUCGUUUUCAUGUGAUGUGAUAGAAAUACUGUGGACAGGUGUUCAGGUUUCUUUGGUUUAACCCUUUGUUUGUCACUUUUGAGUUCUAAUAUUACUCAAGGUUCAGGUUCUCAUUCUUAAAAAUAAACCAGAAACUUAGUGCUACUGCAUAAAUAAUGGUAUAUUUAAAGGAAAUAAGUGGUGUUUGGGGAGUCUGUCGUGAGGCUAAUAUCAGAACUCACAGCGUUCUAAAUAGAUAUGCAAACGUACUCCACCUUGGAUUCUACGGACGAAGGUCAAUCGAGUUCCGAAGAUGAAAGCGAUUCUGACGAGGAAAAUUUGGAUGCGCAACCUGAUGUCGAAGCUGCAACCAUCUUACAUCAAGGUACAGUUAACCGAGUUCGGGCCAAACAACAGAAAGGCCGCUAUCUGGCUGCAUCGUGGUCAGAAAAUGGAAUGGUCUUCAUUUGGGAUUUAACCAGGCCUCUUACAGCUGUAAACGACUCAGCUGUUAUGGCAGAGUAUACUCGUCACGAUGAAUCUCCUUCACCACUAUUUACAUUUAAAGGUCAUAAAACAGAAGGCUUUGCUUUAGAUUGGAGUUCUCAUACUAACGCCGUAGGACAUUUGGUCACAGGAGAUUGUAACGGUUGUAUUUAUUACUGGAAACCUCGGUCGUCUGACUGGGCUGUAUCUAAAAGGCCAUUUACUGCACACACAAAUUCUGUUGAGGAUAUUCAGUGGUCUCCUACAGAGCCAACUGUGUUUAUCUCUGUUUCUUCUGAUCGCAGUAUACGUGUUUGGGAUGUUCGCGUUCCACAGUGUAAUGGAAGUGUGCUUUCUGUUCCUGAAGCGCAUUCCGCUGAUAUAAAUGUUGCUUCUUGGAGUCACCUGAAACCUAUUAAUUUACUAACUGGAGGAGACGAUGGCACUUUAAAGAUAUGGGAUUUGCGAUUAAUUCAUUCCAACGGCCCUCAGAAGUCAAAAGGUUCAUCGAUUCGUGCUUAUACGCAUUUAUUUGAUUAUCAUAAGAAACCGAUAACAUCUGUGGAAUGGCAUCCGAAUGAUGCUGGUGUUUUCGUGGCUACAUGUGAAGACGAUCAAGCUAGUUUUUGGGAUAUCACAUUAGAGCAAUCUGAACAAGACGUGAAGCAGUCGACUAGUGAAUCAGGUACAAGUCAUGAAACAACGGGUGGAGAUGAUUUAGAUAUACCUGUUCAACUGUUAUUCAUUCACAGUGGACAAAAAGAGUUAAAAGAAGCACACUGGCAUCCACAAAUACCAGGUCUGGUAUUUACAACAUCCCUAGAUGGCUAUAAUGUCUUUCGUACUUGUAACAUAUGAAAUUUUUGCCUUACUAAUGUCUAAAUAUAUUGUUCUUCUUUCUUUGAUCAUUCGGUUUUUGUAUACUAGUCCUUUUAGGCCUA